Molecule: messenger RNA, 1443 nt
Organism: Trifolium pratense (red clover)
Lineage: Eukaryota; Viridiplantae; Streptophyta; Magnoliopsida; Fabales; Fabaceae
Product: F-box/kelch-repeat protein At3g06240-like
Exons: 1
Coding region: 1-1221 (406 amino acids)
Molecular function (GO): protein binding
Source: RefSeq, a predicted model, not a curated record
AUGGCUGCUGCAACAACAUAUAACAAGGUUAGCGCUUCUGAAAUACCCAAUGACAUUGCUUUCUCUAUUCUCUCCAAAUUACCUCUUAAAUCUCUUAAACGGUUCACUUGUGUUCAAAAAUCAUGGUCUCUUUUAUUUCAAAACUCUCAUUUCAUGGAUAUGUUCCGCACCAAUUUCAUAUCCAAACAUGAUGAUGAUGAUGAUGUCAACACAUGUCUCCUCUUAAAGGAAAGGACAUUGGAAAUCGGAUUUGGAUAUCACGAUGCACUGUACAUACUUUCCACCGAUAGGUUUGAGGAUAGGGUUAAAUUAGAUUGGCCACCUUUUCUAGAGAAUGAUUCAUAUAUUGACAUUUUAGGUUCUUCUAGUGUUAAUGGCAUUAUUUGUAUCUACCAAGACUUAGCAUAUGGCUUUAAAACUGUAUUGUGGAACCCUGCUACCGGGGAAUUCAAGAUCGUUCCUCCAAGCAUUCAACCCUAUGGGGAUAUUGAGUUUAAUUUACGUCCCGAUGCAUUUGGUUAUGACAAUGUUAGAGAUGACUAUAAGGUGAUUCGGAAUGCCCGAUAUCCCGAUUCCUAUGAAGGUAAUUGGUAUGUUGUGCCGGAGAAGGAUAGUUGGUAUUGGGAUGGGAAUGAUGAUGAUAGUUUUUGGGACAUACUAAUAGAAGGUUUGUAUGACCCUUUCUGGGAGAUAUAUAGCCUAAAAAAUAACUCUUGGAGGAAACUCGAUGUGGCCGACAUGCCUGGUCCUUGGCCAUGUACUUCUCAGCUGAACUUGAACGGAUUAUGCCAUUGGUUAGGGUUAGAAUAUAAAGUGUGGUCGUUUGACUUUACCAAUGAGAAAUUCUUCGGAACAACUUUACCCUCAUAUUUUAAUUUUGAUGGGAUUCCUAAUACAUUUUUGAGCACAGACCUGUUGAUGUUAAAUGGUUGUGUUGCUUUCAUGUGUCAAUAUGUCGACAUGAAUUCUUGUCACAUAUGGGUUUUGGGUGAACUCGGUGUUAUGGAAUCGUGGACUAAACUCUUUGUUUUCGGACCCUUAACUUGUGUUGGGCAUUCUAUUGGAGCAGGGAAGAAGAAUGAUAUAUUCGUUAGAAAAGAUCAGCUAGCCCGAUAUAAUUUCAUUACCCAAAAGUUUGAGGAAGUUGCGGUUGCGGUUAACAUAGUGCAAGCAGUAAUUUAUAAGGAAGCCCUUCUUCCAAUUGAAGGAAUGAGUGAUUAAUUUUUUUUGUAGUCUAAUAUUUAUAUUACUAUACCUUUCAAGGGUGUGCUGAGUCUAUGAAUCUUUUAGAAAUAUGGUCAUGUACAAAAUUAACCUGACAGCUCUUCUUGAUUGAAAGUUGUACUUCUUGGAAUAGUUAAUGAGAUAUCUGUUUUGCUCCAAAAUUUUGAUCAAAACUUGUAAUUAUCUUAUUUGAUUUUGAAAGUAUUGUUUUCAAUGUUA